Messenger RNA from Lipotes vexillifer (Yangtze River dolphin), 1968 nucleotides. RefSeq names its product N-glycanase 1 (gene NGLY1). Gene Ontology annotation, cellular component: cytosol; nucleus; cytoplasm. Bases 1 to 1968 code for a protein of 655 amino acids. Gene Ontology annotation, molecular function: peptide-N4-(N-acetyl-beta-glucosaminyl)asparagine amidase activity. The transcript is spliced from 12 exons. Lineage: Eukaryota; Metazoa; Chordata; Mammalia; Artiodactyla; Lipotidae. The record is from RefSeq and is a predicted model, not a curated record. Gene Ontology annotation, biological process: glycoprotein catabolic process; protein deglycosylation.
AUGGCGGCGGCGGCGCUGGGCAGUUCCUGUGGGUCCGCGUCCCCGGCGGUGGCCGAGCUCUGUCAGAACACCCCGGAAACCUUCCUGGAGGCCUCCAAGCUGCUGCUCACCUACGCGGACAACAUCCUCAGAAACCCUAAUGAUGAAAAAUAUAGAUCUAUCCGGAUUGGAAACACAACUUUUUCUACUAGACUCUUGCCUGUCAGAGGAGCUGUUGAAUGUUUAUUUGAAAUGGGCUUUGAAGAGGGAGAAACCCAUCUUAUCUUUCCUAAAAAAGCUUCAGUGGAGCAGCUGCAAAAAAUUCGUGACCUGAUUGCCAUAGAGAGAAGUAGCAGAUUGGAUGGAUCAGAUAAGAGCCACAAAGCAGAAUUAUCUCAGCAACUUGCAGCCAGCACCCAGCUUCCUACAGCACAGCCUUCCAGUCCUAAUGGGUUAACCCAGCAUCCAGGGAACAGUGAAGGGCAGUCAUCAAAUCCACUGUCCGCUCCAAUGGUUACUACUGGUGAUUCAAUCAUUCUAAAAGCUCUUCAGUCCAACAUUCAGCAUGUACUGGUCUAUGAGAACCUUGCUGUCCAGGAGAAAGUGCUGGCUUGUAUUCCAGUCCAAGAACUAAAAAGGAGAUCACAAGAAAAGUUAUCUAGAGCUAGAAAAUUGGAUAAAGGUACUAAUGUAAGCGAAGAGGACUUUCUUUUGCUGGAGCUUUUACACUGGUUUAAGGAAGAAUUUUUUCACUGGGUGGAUGACGUUUUGUGCAGCAAAUGUGGUGGCCAGACUAAGUCUAGAGGCGAAUCAUUGUUCCCCAGUGAUGAUGAGCGGAAGUGGGGUGCAAACAGAGUGGAAGAUCAUUACUGUGACGCCUGCCAGUUCAGCAAUCGGUUUCCGAGGUAUAAUAAUCCCGAGAAACUUCUGGAAACAAGAUGUGGACGGUGCGGGGAGUGGGCCAAUUGUUUCACACUGUGCUGCAGAGCCCUGGGCUUCGAAGCCCGCUACGUCUGGGAUUACACAGACCACGUCUGGACAGAAGUGUACUCCCCUUCUCAGCAGCGGUGGCUGCACUGUGACGCGUGUGAAGACGUCUGUGACAAGCCCCUCCUCUAUGAGAUCGGCUGGGGCAAGAAGCUGUCCUACAUCAUCGCAUUUUCUAAAGAUGAGGUGGUUGAUGUCACUUGGCGAUAUUCUUGUAAACAUGAAGAGGUAAUCUCCAGAAGAACUGAAAUUAAAGAAGAGUUACUUCGAGAAACUAUUAAUACACUUAAUAAGCAGAGGCAGAUAUCUUUGUCAGAAAACAGAAGAAAAGAACUUCUCCAGAGGAUCAUUGUGGAGCUUGUUGAAUUUAUAUCUCCCAAAAGCCCUAAGCCUGGAGAACUUGGAGGAAGGAUAUCUGGGUCCUUGGCGUGGAGAGUAGCCCGAGGUGAAAUGGGUCCAGAGAGUAAAGAAACCUUGUUCAUCCCCUCUGAAAACGAGAAGAUUUCUAAACAGCUCCACCUUUGCUAUAAUAUAGUAAAAAAUCAUUAUGUCCGCAUUUCAAGUAAUAACCAAACCAUUUCUGGAUGGGAGAAUGGUGUGUGGAGAAUGGAAUCCAUAUUCAGAAAAGUUGAAACAGACUGGAACAUGGUGUAUUUAACCCGAAAGGAAGGAUCGUCUUAUGCUUACAUUUCCUGGAAGUUUGAAUGUGGGUCAGUUGGCCUCAACGUAGAUAACAUUUCCAUUAGGACAAGUAGCCAGACCUUUGAGACAGGAACAGUACAGUGGAAAUUGAGAUCUGAUGCAGCACAAGUAGAGCUGGCGGGCGAUAAAAUUCUUCGCUCCUAUCAUGAUUUUUCUGGUGCCACUGAAGUUAUUUUGGAAGCAGAAUUAAGCAGAGGAGAUGGUGUUGUUGCUUGGCAACACACCCAGCUGUUUAGACAAAGCUUAAAUGACCCUGAAGAAAAUUGUUUGGAGAUAAUUAUAAAAUUCAGUGACCUUUGA